GAGCUUCUCUUCUGGAUGGGAUAUGAAAGUCAUGUAAACGCGCCUGGUUCUCCUAUCAACACAUCGAUAGUCAAUGAUAGCAUACAGAACGGCUAUGGAACGCCGUCCUACAUGCUGCUGGUACGUGGCAUUCCUCGAGGACGCCUAGAGAAAUUCAUAGCCACCAACAACAAACACCUCCGAAGUCAUGAACAGCUUUAUCUAGCUCUGAUCAACAGCUCGAAAGAUCAUGUCGUCGCUGGACCGCCAAGGAGCCUCUAUGGCCUCAUUUCAGCACUUCGCCAGAUUUGCGCAGUAGAUGGGGCGGACCAAAGUCGAAUCCCUUAUAGCAAGCGAAAGCCUGUCAUCCUUUUCCAAUACCUACCUAUCAGCUCUCCUUUCCACUCACCGCACCUACAAUUAGCUGCAGACCGCGUCAAGGAUAGAAUGUCCAAGUCGUGGUCAAAGGCCGCAACAAUAAGCAGCCUACGCAUUCCCGUCUUUCACACAAAGGACGGCUUAGACACGCGAAGGAUCUACGCUUCUAAGACAGACAUCACGGGGCUGGUCAUCGAAGCCGUCACCACCAAUAUUGUAGAUUGGCCUAAAACGCUAGAGUUCGGCGGCGAGAAGCGUGCUUCGCAUAUCAUCACUUUGGGAUCUGGACGUUUCAGCGACAUGGUUCACAAACUAGUAGACGGGUACGGAGUCCGCGUUAUAGAUGGCACGAAGCUCGACACUGGCGAUUCUUCCAUCAUAGGAAGCAAGGCCGAACUAUUCACACAGAAUCUUUCAGACUUGGCCACACCUGCAGCCUCAUGGCGCGAGAGGUUCCAACCUCGACUUGAAUUAUACUCGGAUGGCUACUAUCAUCUCGAGACUCGGCUCACUAGUGUCUUGAAGGCCCCGCCUAUUAUCACUGCUGGUAUGACUCCGACGACAGUUCCCUGGGACUUCGUUGCAGCUGUUAUCAACGCUGGAUAUCACAUCGAACUUGCUGGUGGCGGGUACCAUAAUGCGGCGGUAUUUGAAGCUGCUAUAGACAAAGUCGUUUCGAACAUCCCGGCAGGGCGAGGUAUCACAUGUAAUCUGAUAUAUGUCGAUCCGAAGGCGAUUGGAUAUCAGAUUCCCCUGAUCCGCCAGCUCAUCCGCCGGGGGGUGCCUAUCGAAGGUCUCACAAUUGGUGCUGGCGUUCCUUCUCCUGAGAUAGCAGCAGAGUAUAUCGAAACUCUUGGCAUUAAGCACAUCUCCUUCAAGCCUGGGUCUAUACGUGCUAUACGAGAGGUCAUCGAGAUUGCAAAGCGGCAUCCCACAUUUCCCAUUAUUCUCCAAUGGACAGGCGGUCGCGGAGGUGGGCACCACUCAUGUGAGGACUUUCAUGAACCACUUGUAGAGAUGUACAGCGAGAUCCGACGCCACGAGAACAUCUACCUCGUGGUAGGCAGCGGGCUCGGAAACGGCGCUGGGAUUCUGCCCUAUUUGACCGGAUCUUGGUCUCUUCAAUUCGGCAAGCCGUCAAUGCCAUGCGAUGGAAUCUUGCUAGGUAGUCGAAUGAUGGUGGCCACAGAUGCGCAUACCUCUCCAGGCGUAAAGAAACUCUUGUUGAAGGCUCCCGGCGUUGGAAGCGCAAAAUGGGAGAACAGUUACCUCCAACCGGAAGCCUCAGGGGGCGUGCUGACUGUUACGUCUGAGAUGGGCCAGCCUAUUCACAAGUUGGCUACGCGCGGCGUCCGCCUCUGGAAAGACUUAGAUGACACUAUUUUCAACCUCCCUAAACCUGAGAGGAAACCGGCCCUCUUGAAGCGAAAAGCCGAGAUCAUUCAACGUCUCAAUGCAGACUUUGCGAAGCCCUGGUUUGGUCAAAACGCCGCUGGGCACCCGGUUGAUGUAGAAGACAUGACCUACGCAGAAAUAAUCUCGCGGUUAACUCAGCUGAUGUAUGUUGGCUAUCAGCGCCGAUGGGUCAACCCAUCUUACCGCGACAUGGUGAGUGAGUUUUCUAUGCGAGCGCUUGAAAGACUCGGCUCUAGAGCCCUAGAGACGUCUUGGCUCGACGAACCAGAGAGCUUAGCCCAACGGCUCACCAAGGUUUGUCCUGACCUAGCAGUUCACCUUAUCCACCCCGAGGACGCUCGUUACUUCAUCCAGUCUUGCAAGAAGCGAGGCCGCAAGCCCGUCAACUUCGUCGUGGCUUUAGACGAUGACUUCGAGCAUUGGUUCAAGAAAGAUUCGCUUUGGCAGUCCGAAGACUUGGACGCAGUCAUCGGCCAAGACCCGGAACGAGUCUGCAUCUUACAGAGCCCGGUCUCCGUGAAAUACUCUACCAGAGAUGACCAGUCAGCCAAAGACAUCCUGGAUGAGAUUCACGGCGACUUGGUAGCUAUGAUGCGCGGCAUGGCAGAAUACAGAACCCGUCCGAAACUGCGUCUAGCGACAGCGCUUACAUCGCGUCCUGCUUCGCAAAACAUUCUCAUCGACCAGAUGGAAGACCACACCCUCUAUAAGCCCACCCCAGGCCACGAGCUUCCCAGUCUAGAAACGUGGAUUGAAUGUCUUCGAUCCCAUGUUAGCGCAUCUGUCCUUGCCCUUAUGCGCGAAGAGACGAUGUUCGAGUCAGCAUCGAAGCGCAGCCGGCCAAAUCCAUUCCGUCAAAUAUUCGCUCCGCGACACGGCUAUUCACUAUCUCUUGGCCGUGCCUCAAAGGAACUCCGCCUUCGCGAUGAAUCUACCGGGAGGAGCGUCGUUUCCAUCAGACCCAUUUCAUCAAAGAAUUUGCGGGUAGAGGUCAUUCACAGAGACGCGUCAGUUCCCUCGGGAAGCGCCUCGCUCGUACUAGAAUGGGAAUAUGACGAGCGCACACGGCAACUAAUUGACACUACUGAGAGCCGCGACCGACGCGUUCAAGACUUCUAUGCCCAUCUAUGGCUCGGAAAGAGUGGCGCGGGUAGCGAGGGCCGGUUGACUGAUACAUUCUUUGGUGGCAAGUUUGAGCUUACGCGGGAAUUGCAGAGCUCGCUGCACUCCGUAGUGUCACACGCAUUCAUAGGCGCAGCGCCUACCAGCCCGACAGACGUCCUCCCAUUGGAGUCCGCGGUGAUCGCGUCGUGGGAAGCUCUCAUGAGACCAUUAUUGAUUCAUGAUCUGCAAGGCGACCUUAUGCGCCUCGUCCAUCAAUCAAUCAAUGUCGAGUACGUCUCCAACGAGUCACCUCUGUCGGUGGGCGACUUGGUCACAUCACAGGCUUCUGUCCGAUCCAUCGCGAUCGAAGCCUCUGGGAAGUCCAUCGCCGUGGAGGCCAAGCUCUUGCGAGAGCGCACCCACAUCGCGACCGUCGCGUCCAAGUUCUUCAUUAAAGGCAAAUUCUCGCAUGACCAGACCACUUUCCAGACGAAAGACGAGCCGCUUAUCGAGCUAAAGGUACAGUCCGAUAUCGACGAAAUAGUCUUACGAGAUCGCAGUUGGUUGAAGCUUGAUGACCCAUCUGUCCCGCUAAUUGGCAAGACCUUGGCAUUCCAACUACACACUAGGAGCCAGCGGGCAAACCAGAAUUCCGCCACCAACCUAGCUGUGCGAGGCACCGUCGAAGAGAAAUUAUGGAAUGGCAAUUGCAGGAAGUUGGGCGCUGUAGAAUUCGACGCGCCAAAGAGCCAUGGAAACCCAGUGCUGGAGUUCCUCUCGCGGAAGGGACAAUUUAUUGAUGGUAGAGUACCGCUGAAGAAUCCAGGGUGGACAGGAGACUCGGAAGUUUCUGUCAUAGCCCCGUCGCACACCCACCUCUACGCGAAGCUGUCAGGUGACUGCAACCCGAUCCACGGGUCUUCUGUCUUCGCCGAAAUGGCUGAAUUGCCUGGCCCGAUCCUGCAUGGCAUGUACACCAUGGCUGUUUCGAGACGAGUGGUAGAGAAUGUAGUGACCCCAGGGCAGCCUGAGCGUCUGCGCCGAUUCGAUGCCUCUUUCGUCAACAUCGUCAGGCCAGGGGAUAGACUGCUGGUGAAGAUUGCUCAUGUCGCGAUGAAGAACGGUAACAUGAUCUUCGAUGUCGUUGCUCAGCUGGAGGAAUCAGGCGAAGAAGUGCUUCGUGGCGAGGCAGAGACUGUCCAGCAUUCGACUGCGUACAUCUUCACGGGACAGGGUAGCCAGUCUGUUGGAAUGGGCAUGGCUCUAUAUGAGAGUUGCCCUGUCGCCAAGUCCAUCUAUGAUGAGAUGGAUCGUCAUUUAAGGAAUCUCUAUGGGUUCUCGAUUCUCAAUAUCAUCAGGGAAAACCCCAAGGAAAUCACCUUACACUUCAGAGGCCGCGAAGGACAGAAGAUUUUAUCGAAUUAUCUAGAUCUGAAGACCGAGCUACCUACCGAGGAUGGGCUUCGCAUUUCUGCCCCUAUCAUACCAGGUCUCACUCGCAACUCGACAUCAUAUUCCUUCUCCGAGGCUCGAGGGCUUCUUUACGCGACGCAUUUUGCCCAACCCGCAAUUAUCCUCGUCGAAAAGGCCAUGUUUGAACAUAUGCGAUCGAAGGGACUCGUACAGGAGGGUGCCAUGUUCGCCGGACACUCCUUGGGAGAGUACGGUGCACUCUCCUCAAUGGCACCAUUCGUUGAUUUCAAGGAUAUGCUCAGCACUGCUUUCUACCGUGGCUUGAUGAUGCAGUUCGCCAUUCCACGGGAUGAGAAUGGCCAGACAGGCUACAGCAUGAUGGCUGCAAACCCUGGCAGGGUCGGGAAACAUUUCGAUGACAACGCACUGAAGACUUUGGUGCGGUACAUUGCUCAAGAGAGCGGUAAGCUCCUAGAAAUCGUGAACCUCAAUGUCGAAGGUGACCAAUAUGUCUGCGCCGGGCACGUACAUAACCUCAGCUGUCUCACAGCAGUCCUGAACGCCAUUGCAGAGCGAAAAGUACAACCAAAAGCAAUUGAGGAGUUCCUAACGGCUCCUUCGCCUCAAGCCACAAUGUUCGGCGCGACUAUCGCACAGCACAUUGCGCAGUCAAAGUCCCUGCCCCUCGACGUCGAAAUCCCCAGGGGCAGAGCGACAAUCCUUCUGAAGGGCAUUGACGUGCCUUUCCACUCUGCCCGCAUGCGAUUCUGGAUCCCCACCUUCAGGAACUUCUUCCUCGAGCACGUCAAGAAGGAGGAUAUCCGCUUGGAACAGCUAGCUGGAAAUUUUGUGCCUAAUGUGCUUGGGAAGGUAUUCUCUCUUGAUAAGGGCUUUAUCUCAGAGGCGAGCGUGAUUACGGGAAGUACUAUCUUAGAAGGUCUCGUGCAUUGAUUCUAGAUAUGAGCUAUUAGCAUUGAUUUGAGCGAUUGUAUUUUUGGUUGGGACCGGCGUUAUGUGGUUGAGUCAUCACGGGAGAGCGAUUAUUUUCACAUAACGAAUCAAUUGACAAAUGAGAUAUGAAUAGUUUAUACAG
Molecule: messenger RNA, 5383 nt
Organism: Xylaria bambusicola
Lineage: Eukaryota; Fungi; Ascomycota; Sordariomycetes; Xylariales; Xylariaceae
Product: sterigmatocystin biosynthesis fatty acid synthase subunit beta
Exons: 4
Coding region: 16-5241 (1741 amino acids)
Biological process (GO): long-chain fatty acid biosynthetic process
Cellular component (GO): fatty acid synthase complex
Molecular function (GO): fatty acid synthase activity; enoyl-[acyl-carrier-protein] reductase (NADH) activity
Source: RefSeq, a predicted model, not a curated record